Messenger RNA from Liolophura sinensis, 3592 nucleotides. Its product is annotated as transmembrane protein 59-like. The record is from RefSeq and is a predicted model, not a curated record. The transcript has 6 exons. Bases 5 to 1006 code for a protein of 333 amino acids. Lineage: Eukaryota; Metazoa; Mollusca; Polyplacophora; Chitonida; Chitonidae.
CAAGAUGGCAGGCUGCAGGGUUGUCUGUUUUUUGUUGAUUUUUACAGUUUUAUGCCUUGUAUCUCGAUCUAAUGCUGAUUUGUUCGACACACUUCUUAGGGAUGCAUCGCCAUGUGUAGAUUUGUGCACUGAUACUUAUUCACCUCAUACAAAUGAAAAGAGUUAUCAGCAUGCCAGCUGUAGACGUGGAUGUCGACUGUUUUCUAUCAUGGAAUUCUUGGCAGAGCAAAGUGAUGCCAAUGUAACAAAAGAGCUCUGCCAUAUGAUGGAAGCAUGUUAUAUCUUUGCAGCUUGUAGUGAUGCUUAUGAUCAGAGAGACGACUCAGAGGCUUGCCAAACUGGCUGUUCGCAUCAGCAACCGUUGUCUCUGAGGAAUAAAGAUUGGGAGCAGCCAGAAGACCUGGACACUCAUUUCCUUUACCCGCUGAUGUAUGUACAUAGCUUCUACAGCAACAUGUUUGACAAGGUCAAGGAGCACAUGACAGUCCAGUGGUCACUGUACAUGCAGCAGGACAAUGGUCAGUUGGUGGUUGUCCAAUCCCAGCCAAGGGAAUAUAUCCGAGAAAACCUGCAAGGUGAUGGAUUUAACACUCCAUUUCACUUGGAGACAAACUUAUUCCCCCUGGACAGCGCUGCCACACCAGACUCCAAGAGAUCUCAGUUGCGAUCGAUCCGGGAAGAUGGUCCUUCUAGUUAUAGCUUAGCUGUUGACCCGAACAAUUUUCAGUCCUCUGAUUGGUUGUCAUGCAUCUCCAGUAAGACAGGGCUGCCGCGGUUAAUUCUGACAGGGGUAGUACUGCUGAGUGCUGGGGUGAUGAUAUGGCUGUGCCUGACCGCAGCUAACACAGCCCCAGAUCACCACGUCAAAGCUGAGAAACUCAGCAUCAAUGGUGACCUGGAGUAUUUGAAGGAAGCUGAGCUACAGAAGAUUAUGUCCAGUCUCUACCCACAGGAUCCUGCCCAGGCCUCUGCUCUGCCCAUCAAGAUCCGUGUGGAGAGGGUUUAGAGGGGGUGGAGAGGGUUUAGCUGGGGUAGACAGGGUUUAAACAGUGAAAAAGUAAUAGAUAGCAGAGAGGGUUGAGAUAGGGGGAAGAAGAUUUAGACAGGUGAACGGGAUUAAGGAGACUUGAGGGGGUUCAGAGGGGUGAAAAAGAUUUAGACAGGUUGCCAUGGUUUUACGGAGAGAUUGGACAGGCUUAACAUUGGUUGAAAUCAAUUGAGAGAGGGUGGACAGGGUUUACAUAAAGUGAAGAGGGGGUUUAAGAGCAGAGACUGCAGGGAUGGAUGUGGGUGAAUAAGGUUAAUAAAGUGUCAGGGUGUAGGUUGGGGCUUUGAGGGUGAAGGGUGUGUACAGAGAUCUAGUAGCAGUCAGCGGGGUAAGAGAGGGUGUACAUGACAGAUAAAGGAGAGAUUGUAGAAAUAAGGAGGACAGGACAGGGCAAAAGCAGAACAGGUGUAGAUAGAGGUAAGGGGAUGUAAACUGGGACAGAAGGGGAUGUACACAAGGUCGGGGUGGGGGUAUGAGAAGUGUGUAGAUCCAUGUAGGUGUAGAGUGGUUACAAUAAUAGGCAAGCAGGAUGAACAUGUAUAUGUAGUUUUGAAAAAAAAAUAUACAGUAAAUAUGGUAUAAAUACAGACAAGCACUAUAUGAAGAUGGUGCAAGGGAACUGUGUGUACGUAUACUGUAGUAUGAGGUCGGGCUAGGGGACAGAACAAGAAACAGAAUUCUUAAGACAGCUAGAGUGAGAAAAUCAGCUCACAAGGAGAAUGGGUAUACAGUAUAUUGUUAUUAUACCAAAGAAUGUGUAGAUCAACAUAAUCGUUAUAAUAGGGACUUUUACCACAGCAAGAUCUGUGGGCUAUAUUGUGAUCUGUUAAGGAAUUAGCUGUUUGGCUGUGUGUGAUGUUAGCAUUGUUUUAGGAGAGGGGUGCAUUUGGGUGGGAGACGAUGGAGUGGUGAUGGUGGUGGGGGAGGGGGGUAUGGGUGAGAUUUUAGGGUAAGGGAAAGUGAAAGGGAGGACUGGUACUUAUUGUAGUCCAUAAUGUAUUUCUUGUUUUAUGGUAAAAUGGAAUUGAUUCUAAAUUUAAUUGUAGAUUUUUCAAAUACACACCAUGUACAAGUAAUUGUAUAAAAAGAAAAAUGUACCUCAUACGUUAAAACCUGAAUUUGCAGUUGAAAGUAAAGAUGAAUGUACUAGACUGGUAUUGUGUAUCCUAAGGCAUUCCCAUUGCAGACUCAGCCUCGAGGCAGUUUAUUAUAUUGUAUUAGAAAAGCUAAGGGCUUAAUAUUCUGAAGAAUGUGGCGUUAUUUUGUUAAUAAUUUCUUGAUGUGGUUAUGUUUAAAGCUGUUCGUUUUUACAUAGCAUUUGUCUAGUGGUGAGUGGUGUGUAAGUAUGGGGUUAGCUUUUGACACAGGGAUUAUAUUGAGGGGUUUUCUUUUUAUUUCAUGCUUACAAUACUCUUUAUUCACUAUCCAUGAAUAAAUUCAAUGUGGUAGAUAGAUUCUAGUACAUUUUGUAAUUCUAUUUUGGUAAAUGGGUGUCAAUAACAUGGUUUCAUUCCCAUUUUUUAUCAUUGCGCAAUUCUAUGGCUGUUUAAUGUAUUCCUAUUCCUUCUAGACUUAAUGUUCAAUGUAUACAUCGUGUGAACAGUUAUGAAAUUUGCCAUGUGCCGUCAUUAUUCGAAUUAUUGCAAGGACAUCGGCUUUGUGUAAGAAGCUGUGUGAAGGGGAGGUAACUUGUUACCAAAUGAAAGUAGUAUAUAACCAAGAUCAGAAGUGAUGGGUGACUUUGUGGGACGUCAUCGAAACUGCUCUGGCGUGUUAAAUGCUCAUGUCUGUUAAAUUGCGACGUGAAGAGUCUGUUAUCAAAGAAUGACAUUGAUUUUGCAACAUGCAGUAUGGAAUGUUGCUUUAUAUCUGUGAUGAAAUUAGCCUUGUCUGAUAUAAGUUCAUGUAUUUGCAAAACUGUUUUUGGGUAGAGAUCUGACAGUGAAGACACUGUAUAUUUUUUAUUUCAUUUCGAAGCAUCUAUGCUAAAUUAUUUAGCUUGUUAGUUUACGUGUUGUGAUUAUUCUGUUAGACAGUCCGGAAGUUGAAGAUCAGGUGAUCGCUCUAGCGUGGGCCACAAGAUGGUUGCUGCACAUUGAAACAUAGAGAUAAAGGCCAGUGUUUUUCACUCCGUCAGCGACCAAUAAGUCCUGGUUGUACAAAAAACCAUCACGUUAACUCUUUCUAGCUUCCUGGCCGACUAACAUAAUGGAAACGAAAUUGGUUCCUGCCGCUGAGAAGAACAGCCAGCCAGGGAGAUUUGCGAUGUUCAAAUGUUGCAGUCCAAUCCUGUGUCGCUGUACACAUGUCUAAUUCAGAUCAUGCUUAUGGUAGACAUUUCCAGCUGCGCUUUUCUUUUGCCUGGCAACUUGCACAAUACAAAUAAUUUAGCUACUGUGGAAAAUGCACUUUGGGUAAAGUGAACUGUAUUUUUAUUCUAUGAUUUAGGGUUUAUAUUUAAUUUAAAAGUUAGGGUUAUACUGUAUUGUGGGAUGCUGUAUCAUUAUAACUGUGUCACAUUAAAGAGACUAAAGUUUAAAACAA